UGCAGCGAUAAAAUCUACGACUGUGAAAGCAUGCACGAUCAAAUCCCAAAGAAAAGCUUGGUUGGUCCUCCUCACACCCUCGUGUCUCUUGCCCCGACGCGUUGACGUGUUGAUAUAGGCACACUCUCACACGCGAUGAGAAGCUUGCAUACAUCGACGCCGAGAAAUGCCUCAUGAAGCUACCAGCGAAGCUGGGUCUCAAAGGGCCUCGCACCCGCUUCGACGAGUUUCAAAAGUUGCAUGUACUCGCGACAGAAACCGUCCACUUUGUAGGCGCGUUCCUGCCAUUCCACCGGUACCUCAUGCACGCCCAUGAACACAUCCUCCGAACAGACUGCAACUAUACUGGCGCUCAACCCUACUGGGACGAGCCUCUCGACGCUGGCAAUUUCUCUUCUUCUGUCGUACUGGACCCAGUCGCCGGUUUCGGGGGCAAUGGCACAGGGCCGAAAAAUUGCAUUACCGACGGGCCUUUCAUGGACUAUGUCAACGCCAUUGGUCCAUUUCAACAGGUUUCGGACCACUGCAUUGAUCGAAAGAUCGACGAGUGCGCGAGUGCGCAGGCGGCUGCGAAGAACGUGGAUCAGUGCAUGGCUUCGGGCAACUAUUCCACGUUUUGGCCAUGCUUGGAGAAUGCCCCGCACGGUGCCGGCCACGGUGGUGUUGGUGGACAGAUGACGAACUUGUACUCAAGCCCUGGCGACCCGCUCUUCUAUCUUCACCAUACAUAUCUCGACAAGCUGUGGUGGGAAUGGCAAAACCUCAACCUGUCUGCUCGACUCACCGACAUCUCUGGCACGAACAAAGGAAUCCUCGGAGGCUUCCCUGGUUUUCCCGGAUUUCCUGGCAAUGGGUCUUUUCCCGGAUUUCCUGGCAAUGGGUCAUUUCCUGGACUUCCUGGUAAUGGAUCCUUUCCUGGCUUUCCUGGCAAUGGGACUAUCCCUGGCUUUCCUGGAAAUGGAACAGGCCCUGGAUUUGGAGGCUGUCCAGGGUUUCCCGGAUUGCCAUUCCCCCCACAAACGUCCUCUGCUGCCGGGGUUACAUCCUCAGACUUCGCGAAGAGCGACGGUGAUCCUGGCGAUGUUACUACGUUGGGGCACGUGCUCACUUCGUUCGGAAUGUUGCCGAAUGCGACAAUUGCAGAUGUUAUGGAUACGCAAGGUGGGCUGCUGUGUUAUGAGUAUGUUUGAUGGACUUGUUCAUUCACGGUAACUGGUGUGUGUACUCGACUGAAACGCAAAAUGACGAGUUGAUUUCCUUGAAUUGUGUUGUCAAGUGCGACACGAAACGCUGUAUAUUGAGAUAUAGUAUCUGGAAAGGAAUAUGCAGCAGCAGCACGAGAACUAUGUACACCAAGCCUG
This is a messenger RNA of Paraphaeosphaeria sporulosa, 1361 nucleotides long. Its product is annotated as Di-copper centre-containing protein. The record is from RefSeq and is a predicted model, not a curated record. Gene Ontology annotation, molecular function: oxidoreductase activity. NCBI's taxonomy places the organism in Eukaryota, Fungi, Ascomycota, Dothideomycetes, Pleosporales, Didymosphaeriaceae. The transcript is spliced from 2 exons. Bases 174 to 1190 code for a protein of 338 amino acids.